GGGUCAUGCUAAGCUUCUUGCUUUCGGAGCCUGUGACUGGUGGGGGUGGUACGCUGUCCGCGUUAUCUCCUCCCGAGGAGACGGAACCGCAGUGUCUACAGGCGAGGAGCCACCGCUGCCCCAGGCAGAGAAGGACAAGAAGGAGAUCUGGCAGUGAGUGGCGGCCGGACUGGGCCACGCUGGUGCCGGCUGGAGACUCUGCUUCUCCGCCUGCUGCUGUUUCUGGGAACCGGGUGCCAGCGCUGAGGGGCCUCCUGUGGACAGUGACCCCCUUCCCCGGCUCCCCUGCCCGCCCUGCCGGGGAGGGCGGAAGAUGCCGGUGAAGAAGAAGAGAAAAUCCCCCGGGGUGGCAGCGGCGGUAGCGGAAGACGGAGGCCUCAAGAAGUGUAAAAUCUCCAGCUAUUGCAGAUCCCAACCUCCUGCUAGACUGAUAAGCGGAGAAGAACAUUUUUCAAGCAAGAAGUGCCUGGCUUGGUUUUAUGAGUAUGCAGGUCCUGAUGAAGUUGUAGGGCCAGAAGGAAUGGAAAAGUUUUGUGAAGACAUUGGUGUUGAACCUGAAAAUAUUAUUAUGUUAGUUUUAGCGUGGAAAUUGGAGGCUGAAAGCAUGGGAUUUUUUACCAAGGAAGAAUGGUUAAAGGGAAUGUCUUCAUUACAGUGUGACUGCACAGAAAAGUUGCAGAACAAAUUUGACUUUUUGCGCUCACAGUUGAAUGACAUUUCAUCGUUUAAGAAUAUCUACAGAUAUGCCUUUGAUUUUGCAAGGGAUAAAGAUCAGAGAAGCCUUGAUAUUGAUACUGCUAAAUCUAUGUUAGCUCUUCUGCUUGGGAGGACUUGGCCACUGUUUUCAGUAUUUUACCAAUACCUGGAGCAAUCAAAGUAUCGUGUUAUGAACAAAGAUCAGUGGUACAAUGUGUUAGAAUUCAGCAGAACGGUCCAUGCAGAUCUUAGUAACUAUGAUGAAGAUGGUGCUUGGCCUGUUCUUCUCGAUGAAUUUGUUGAGUGGCAAAAAGUCCGUCAAGCAUCAUAGCAAGAGCUGUUGUGAAGAAAAUGCAAACCUUUUGAUUCCCAGAUGUAUACAAACUAACGAGAUGAGGGGAAAAAAUCCAGAGGGUGCAUUUUCAUUCAUAUGAAAGACUUCUCAUAGUACUUUUUAUCCUUUUUUUUAAAGGAAGUUUUCUUGUUACAUGUGAUGGGCAUUGAGCCACACCUCUUCUGAGACUGAAUAUUGAAGUUUUGUUUUGAGUUAUAUCAUUUAUUUCAGAACAAUAAAGAUUCAGAUUUGUGACAAAGGCCUUAAAGUGAAGAUGUCCCUUGAGUGUCAGAGUGGUAUUUAUUUUUGUAAAUUUGAAUUAUUGAAUUUUUGAGGUUCUAACUCAUCAUGAAUUUGUGGAACUUUUAAGAUUUUAAAUACUCUUAACAUUUGGCAAUGUAGUUUGCUGGUGGUAUGGCUCGUUACCUUCAUCUCUGCACAGUUAGGAAGAAUAAUUAUUGGCCUUGACUCCUGGAAUAGUGAUUUUCUGAUGCAGCUAAUCGAAAGUUUUUCUGGAUAUUGGAAGUGUUCCAACUUUCAGCUUGAAGUUUCUGUAAAAGCUGCUGAGGUCAUAUGCACAUAUAGUUGUCUUAUCUGAAAUUGGAAAGAUUAUGUCCAGUUAUUUUUUGUUUGUUUGUUUUCUUACCAUUAAAUGGUAUUGUCAAUAAGCUUAAAUCAGCAUUGCAAAUGUAUGUUCUUAAUGUGAAUUUUAAGUUUUCUGUGUUUCCGUCAGUUAGAAAGUUCCAUUUUUAUUUGAGAGGGCAAGGUUAUUAAUGGUCUCAAAAUCAUUCAGCCUCGAGAGAAUAGGGCCCAUAUUGAACUUGAAUCAUCGUCAUUAUUGUUGUUGUGAGUGGCAUACUAAUGAUCUUUUUUUUUUAACUGUCAUUUUGUGAUUUAGGGAGUUCUAUCAAGAGGACUUUUUUUUCCCCCCUUAAAGAUAACCUUAACUCUGAUCUUGUGGAUUUAGUUAGGAUGUAUUUAGUAAAAGAAGGUGAUCUUAAUAAGGAAUUGUGAGAGCAUUCUGGAUGUAAUUGUGUACAACUCAAGGAUGCCGUUUACUUUGGUGUAGUAAUCACAGUAUUAAUCAUCACAGUUUUCUGCCUGAUGGCAAUAAGUGUCUUUAGGAAAGGGCAGCUUUUUCUAAUUCUUUCUGGAUUAGCAACAAGGCUGUUUGUACAUUCCUUUUUAAACCAUCCAAUAUCCCAGUGAUACGAACGCUUUGUUCACAUUCACAGUCCAGCCACAACCUCAGUAAUAUUCCAGGUUUCAUUGUAUGAGUGGAGAAAAGUAAAUAGAUUAUUUUUCCAUAAUAAGGAAAAUCUGUCGUUCUUAGUGUAAGAAUUAAUUUUUGAUGGCGAAUUUGUUUAAUGAGUGAGUUUUGGUAUUGAUUCCAUAAGAGAUAAUGCAUUUUAAAGUUUUUUAUUGUUUAUUUUCUGGUUAAUGAGCUGGGAGAAAAUGAUUGCCAAUGUUUUAAUUACCUUCUUAGUGGAAUUACUUUGUACAGCUUUGUAAAACACUGACAUAAUAGUGGAAAAGAAAUUUUUUCCUGUAUGUCUUAUAGAUAAAAUUUUCCUGGAAUGUUUCUAUUAAGUAGUAGAAUCACUGAAUUAUUAGAACUGAGCAUACCAACAGUAUUACGAGUAGCAUCAUGACUGAUGUUUUAAUAUCAGAUAUAUUGUUUGAAAACAUUGAAAUUUUUAGACCUUUGAAUCUUCUCUCCACGGAAAAAAUUGAAGAAUAGUGUCAUUUUUGUUUAAUUACAAAACAUAUAAUUUAAGUGAAAUCUUGCCAAGUGUCGAUUUAUAGUUUGAACAUAGUUGUAAUCUUUGUCAUCUUUGUUAUUUGAUUAAAAUACCAAUAUACCAGUUGCCACUGAAUUGAUUCUGACUCAUGGCAACCCCAUGUGUGUCAGAAUAGAACUGUGCUUCAUAGGGUUUUCGAUUGUUGGUUUUUCGGAAGUAGAUCACCAGUCCUUUCUUCCCAGGCGCCUUCUUUGUAGACCCUGGGUUAACGAUGAGCGCUGAAUGCACGUUAACCCAGGGUGUCUACUGAAAACUUGUAAAUAACCUUUACAAAAAUAAAAUAAAUGAAAAUAUUUACUUUGCUUACUUAUCUAAAGAUUCCUUUAAGCUUUUGAGUGGGAAACUCCCAGUCCACGCUUCCUCUACUCUCUUAUUUCUAUCUGUUUCUCUUACCUCCUUAGUAUCAUAACAUUCACCUGGUUUGGAGGCAAAUUUAUUCUCCCUCAUUUGUCAGGUGGAUGUGGGCUGUGUCUCUGUGUGUCUUUCUUAAUUUAUAUUUGAACAGCCUUUAAUUUAUGUACUGGGCAACUGUUAUGGUCAAGAGUUAAGUAGUAUAAGCAAAGAGGACAGUAUUAAGGAGCCUGCAGUAUAAAAAAGAAGUCUCUUAACUGUUGCGGCUCCUCUUGACUAGCUAGCUUUAAGUGCCUUCCCAGGAGUCCUGUUCUAAAGAUUUUGGAAUUUCCUUUGUACAGGAUGAAAUACUCUGGUGCUUUAUAGCAUGGAAAUGACUUGUUUGUUAUAGAAUAGCAUACAAGUAUACUACUACUGGAAGAAAGUAGAGCCAGUUACUGAUUCUCAACU
This is a messenger RNA of Trichechus manatus latirostris (Florida manatee), 3633 nucleotides long. RefSeq names its product defective in cullin neddylation 1 domain containing 5 (gene DCUN1D5). Gene Ontology annotation, molecular function: ubiquitin conjugating enzyme binding; cullin family protein binding; ubiquitin-like protein binding. Gene Ontology annotation, biological process: protein neddylation. Lineage: Eukaryota; Metazoa; Chordata; Mammalia; Sirenia; Trichechidae. The transcript has 8 exons. The coding region runs from base 314 to 1027 and encodes 237 amino acids. The record is from RefSeq and is a predicted model, not a curated record. Gene Ontology annotation, cellular component: ubiquitin ligase complex.